This is a messenger RNA of Polistes dominula (European paper wasp), 1148 nucleotides long. Its product is annotated as DBF4-type zinc finger-containing protein 2 homolog. The record is from RefSeq and is a predicted model, not a curated record. NCBI's taxonomy places the organism in Eukaryota, Metazoa, Arthropoda, Insecta, Hymenoptera, Vespidae.
AAAAUUUCUAGAUAAAUUUGAAGUAUACAUGUAUGUUUACAAUUAAAAUUAAACAUGCCUUGCGACGGAAAAAAUCCAAAUUGUGAUAGAAGACGUGAAUUAUUAGCUCAACUUAAAUGUUUAAUUAGUUCCAUGGAUAGGAAGAUAAUAAAUAGAAAACCAUGUGAAUGGGAUGAACCAGCAUGUCCACCACCUGUGAACUGUCCAGUUAUGAAUUCUUGUGAUCCAUGUUGUGAGCCUAUUAAACGAUGCAAAAGCUUGGAUCUUCGUGCAAGUAUAAUGCAUCGAUGCGAGUGUAUCAGGAGGAAUGGUUUACAAGAUAGAUGCAUGAUGUGGGAUUGUAUGGGUCGACCAGAGUGUUUAACAAAACUAUAUCCAGUUUGCGGACCUGGGGCUUAUGCACUUCUAAAGUUAACAGAUUUAGGAGAUGUUAAUGUAGCUCUUAGAAAAUUUUUCUGCGCAGAUCAAGCAAGAGAAUCUGCAUUAGCAGCAUAUUGCAGACUUGUUUGCAAUAGUCCUUGUCCGCCAAUAUGUCCCCCGCAGCUAUGUGCAUUGCCUCCUUGCUCUUCAGUUGGUCCGCCUUCUUGUCCACCAUGUAUAACUUAUUGUUCACCUCCACCUUGUUCACCUUGUUCACCUUGUUCGCCUUGUUCGCCUUGUUCGCCAUGUUCGCCAUGUUCGCCAUGUACUCCUUGUGAUCCUUGUGACCCAUGUGUACCAUGUCCACCACCAUGUCCACCACCAUGUCUACCACCAUGUCCACCACCAUGUCCACCACCAUGUCCACCACCAUGUCCACCACCAUGUGCACCACCUUAUCUAUCAUCUUGUUUAUCUUAUAUGCCAAGAUGUGCACCAUGUUAAAUGGUGAAAUAUAUAGAUAAAUAUUUUAUAUUUUCUCUGAUGUAUUAUAAAUAUGAAAUAAAUAUUAACAUAUAUAUACACACGCACAUAUAAUGUAUUUUUUGUGGUGUACUAUAUUGUAAUGAUGUUCCGGCAUUUUAUUAACAGUAUUUUAAAUGUUUUAAAAGCGAAUAAGAAAGAAAUAAUAAAGUAAUAAAGUAUAAUGUUUAGAUUUAAUCAUGUCUGAAAUAAAAUAAAAGAUUAAGAUAAAUUAUAUUUUAUUUCUUAUAAGCUCCGUGGCAUAA